AUGAGCGGCCUUCUUCCUCUCGUUUCACUUGGAGCUCUGACUCUUGCUUCCACUGCACUGAGCGCCCCUGCCGGCUCUACUACAGCCUCGACCACCAAGCAAUGCGUCCAACUCCAGAUUCCCGUCCCGGUGGUGGCCACCAACUACCACUAUGACCAGCCCCAGGUUGACAGCAGUAUCGACGCCAUGGACUGGACUGUCAACGUGACCACCUGGAGCAGCUCCAACUUUACUGCUCGCAUUACUGGACGUGUGGACAUCAACAAGAUAUACAACAUCGGCGCACAAUUGUGCGUGCCGUCGCAAAAGACCAGCAAAGCAGGCAUUUUGCAGAUUGCAACCCCUGGCCUUGGAUUUGGCAAAGAAUACUUUGACGUCGAGGUUGAUCCGCAGCAGUACUCGUACGUUGAUGCCGCCAUCAACAAGGGCUACUCGGUCCUUUCUUACGAUCGUCUUGGCACUGGUGCAUCCGAGAAGCCAAACGCUUACGACGACGUCCAGAUUCCAGUGGAAAUUGAAAUCUUGGCCGGCCUGACUAAAAUUGCCCGCGGCGGAAAGCUGAUAAGCUCCUCCAAGAGCAACGCAAGCGCUGCGUUCGACUUUACGCCCACCAAGAUUGUCCACGUCGGCCACUCGUACGGCUCAUAUGUAAACUCGCUCAUGCUCAUCAACUACCCCGAUAUCAUCGACGGCGCCAUCUUCACCGGUCUCUACCCCAACAGCAUCGAGGCCACCGAUCCGCUCAACGUCUUGAACUACAACCACGCAUUCGCCAGCGAGAGCGAUCCCGCCCGCUUUUCCGAGUACGGCUCGGGCUACUUCGUCUUGGAUAACGAGGAAACUAUCCAGAAGCUGUUUUUCCAAAAGGCCUCCAUGGACCCAGCCCUGCUUACCUACGCUGAGAGCAUCAAGCAGCCUGAAGCCGUGGGCGAGUACUCGUCUGAAGAGGGCAACCCACUCGCGCCCGCUCCCGAUUACAAAGGCCCGUUGAUGUUCUUUGUUGGCGAGUUUGAUAACUUCGUCUGCAAUGGCAAUUGCAGCGGCAUCUAUGCCGCAGACUUUGCGAACCAGCUCUAUCCGAGCGUGGCUGCAGACGAUCUUGUCUAUUACCUGCAGCCAAACACGGGCCAUGCCUCCAUGUUGUCGACGAAUGCUUCUGCCGGCUAUGAGGUUAUGCUGGGAUUCUUGGAUUCUCGAGGCUUGUAA
Trichoderma atroviride IMI 206040 is the source of this 1206-nucleotide messenger RNA. RefSeq lists its product as uncharacterized. The record is from RefSeq and is a predicted model, not a curated record. Lineage: Eukaryota; Fungi; Ascomycota; Sordariomycetes; Hypocreales; Hypocreaceae.